Symbiodinium natans is the source of this 714-nucleotide messenger RNA. The record is from the annotation of a GenBank genome assembly. NCBI's taxonomy places the organism in Eukaryota, Dinophyceae, Suessiales, Symbiodiniaceae.
AUGACGGUAGACGGGCAGCUCGUUUUGCCGAAUCUAGUCCCCAUUCCGCUCCCCGUGCUCCACCUCGCGGCCCCACUGCCGGGCCCCCGCCGCCGUAUUAUGACAAUUAUGACCCGAACCUCGACUACUGCAACGAACCCAAUACCGCUUGGGCUGGACCCCCUGGCUUGGCCCGGGGCCCACCGCUUGAGCGAAAUGGCGAAUGGAAAUGAAGAGCUGUUUGGGGCACGUGGAGAGGAGUACCCGCUGGACAUCCCGAGCUAUGUCGAUCCCAGGAUGCCUACGGGUUCGGAGCCAGGGUACUUGGCAUCCUGCCUGGACUCCUUCUACUACCCAGGCAUGCCGCCCGUGCUUCCCGAUCUCUCGGACGAGUGGAGCCACCCAAUGCAAAAUCAUCUUCAUGGUGGCUGGGAGCAGCAGGAGAUCUCGCCGCCAUACACCCGGAACUACACGGUGGGAGCACAGGAGACCCACUCCGAGUACGGCAAAGAAGGCAGCAACUGCAGCACCACGGAUACGGACCAGGUGAAGGUGGAUGUUCCCACCAAGGGGUCGGCAAAGCACCACCUCGGUCUCUGCAAACCCUGCGCAUUUGUCUUCAAGGAUGGCUGCAACACGGGCUGGGAGUGCGAAUUCUGCCACCUCUGCGAGCCGGGUGAGAAGAAGCGCCGCAAGAAGGAGCGGAAGCAGAUUCGCCGUCAGAAGGUCAACUGA